Messenger RNA from Anopheles merus, 934 nucleotides. RefSeq lists its product as uncharacterized. The record is from RefSeq and is a predicted model, not a curated record. Lineage: Eukaryota; Metazoa; Arthropoda; Insecta; Diptera; Culicidae. The transcript has 3 exons. The coding region runs from base 137 to 661 and encodes 174 amino acids.
UGUAACCGUUCCUAUAGCCAUAUCCUUAAAACGGUUACUUGGGUCGAAAUGUCAAUUUAGUAAAUGCUGUUUUGAAGUCCAACGGGUUUCCUUGUUUUGUUUUAUAUUUUUGAAGCCACUAGGUUUGUGCUGCAAAAUGACUUCAUGUAAAUAUUCCGAGCAACUCGCUAAUAUGAAGCGACUAAAAGACAAAAUGAAGGCAUUGUACCAUGAAACAGUGGAACAGGAGCCGACGGAUUCGCACUGGGACACCGUUUACUGUAACAUUAACAACGUGAUGGAGCAACUCAAAAUGCACAACCUGAAAGCACAGCAACAUCAAAGCACAGAUCCAUGGUCCGAAAAGGAUAUGGUUAAUUUAAACAAAAUACUUGCACUUACUUACGCUUGUAUCAAGGAUUGCGGUAACAUCAAGCAACAUGAUGGCUACGACUGUACAAGCAAAGAUGAUAACUCAGCAGACAUUCCUGGAUUUGGAGAGCAAAUGGUCAGAAUGAAACGACAAAUUGAUUUGAUUUCAUUCGAAAUAACUAAACUGAAAGCGGUCAAGGACGCUCUCGACAACAUUUACUCGAACUAUAAUGUGGAAAUGGCUGUUUCAUCAAAUGAGCAAGAUAACGAAGAAGAGUGUGAUGAGGCAGUGGACGAUGUUUUCAUCUAAUUCUUGCGCAAUGAUAUAAGUAACAUGUACAUAUUAAAGGUUUUCAUUGUAAAACAAUUACUUUUAAUCGUGUUAUGGUGAUCCUACUUCGAGAUAAGAUAUUGUGUGUUGUUGCUAAAGCCGUGCUCGAAUGAAGUGUUUUCUGUCAACUUCACACCACCAAGGUAAAUAUAGUGCCCAAAUAAUCGAUUUGAAUGGUGCAAUAUGUACAGUCUCCUCCCGAAAUACGCGGUUUAUGCGUUCCCGUGGCAUCCGCGUAAAGGCCUUAGGGCG